This is a messenger RNA of Dendrobium catenatum, 464 nucleotides long. RefSeq lists its product as uncharacterized. The record is from RefSeq and is a predicted model, not a curated record. The transcript has a single exon. The annotation marks the transcript as partial. Lineage: Eukaryota; Viridiplantae; Streptophyta; Magnoliopsida; Asparagales; Orchidaceae.
ACCCCUACGAGCAUAUCGAUCACUACCGCACUAUUAUACAUAUCCAGCAGGCCCCAGGCGCUUUGCUCUGUCAAGUUUUUCCUGCCACCCUUAAAGGGCAAGCCCGAACAUGGUUCUACUCAUUGCCUGCCCAAUCCAUCUCGAUAUUCGUUAAAUUGGCAAAACUGUUCGUCGAACAAUUUGCCGCCAACCGAAGAAUGAUUAAAGACUCCUCCCACCUUUCAAGGAUAUGUCAGAACGAGGGCGAAUCCCUUAAAGAAUACUUCCAGAGGUUUUCUACGGAAGCCCAACAAAUUCCAGGAGUAGAUCCCGAAUUGCUUAGAGGUGUAUUUCUUGGAGGGCUUCGUCCAGGCCCAUUCUACUCGGCACUUAUGCGAGAUACGGUCCACUCAUAUGCGGACCUAAUCCAUCGAGUAGAAGCUCAGAUCUCCGUCGAUGACGCCAUCAAUGCUCACAGAAAGUAA